Messenger RNA from Morchella importuna, 1266 nucleotides. RefSeq lists its product as uncharacterized. The transcript has 11 exons. Bases 1 to 1266 code for a protein of 421 amino acids. Gene Ontology annotation, molecular function: methyltransferase activity. NCBI's taxonomy places the organism in Eukaryota, Fungi, Ascomycota, Pezizomycetes, Pezizales, Morchellaceae. The record is from RefSeq and is a predicted model, not a curated record.
AUGUAUGUGUAUGCAGUGAAGUAUCUGCUGUACACUCCUCCGGAGCCUGUGCCACCACCCCCGUCGCUCUCGGGCCCAAGCAGACCCCCAGCUGUUAUUGUACCUUCGAGCUCGCGCCAGGAACCCUCGAGCUCGCACCAACAAUCUUCGAGUUCACGACAGCAGGCGUCAACGAUCGUACGCAAAAGGUCCUCGAGUCUGUUUAACCAGCCAUCGAGUUCAAAGCAGUACCCGCAACGAGAGAUAGAAGUGGAUGAAAUUAGUAUACCAGACCUUGCCAAGAUCGAAGUCGAUUCGUCAUUCGACAAGGAGACUUCUGGGAUGGAGUGCGAUAGUAUGGAGCAGUCUUGUGAUUUCUCGACGGAGUCUUUGACAUCGAGUAUUUAUCAGUACCGGUAUGAGAACGGACGGAGGUACCACGCGUAUACGGAAGAUAAAUAUAUUCUGCCUAACGACGAAGCCGAGCAAGACCGAUUGGAUAUAUUGCACCAUACGUAUCUUGUCAUGAUGGACGAUCAGCUCACUCUCGCGCCCAUAGACCCGAACCCUCAGAGGAUACUGGAUGUGGGUACAGGCACUGGGAUAUGGGCGAUCGACAUGGGAGAGAGAUAUCCAUCUGCCGAAAUCAUUGGAACCGAUCUCUCGCCUAUUCAGCCCUCAUGGGUCCCCCCAAAUGUUCAUUUCCAGAUUGACGAUGCCGAGUCCGAAUGGACCUUUCCUAAGAACUACUUCGACCUGGUACACAUCCGUCACCUCAGUGGAGCCAUCAAAGAUUGGGAGGCUCUCUAUACCGAGGCCUAUAGACACUGUAAACCCGGUGGUUGGAUCGACAUCGCCGAAUUCGAAAUGGACAUCUUCUGCGACGACGGAACCCUCUCGCCCGACUGCGAGCUCAAGCAAUUCUAUACCCUCGUUUCGCAGGCUACCGCUAUUACUGGCCGCGAAUUCAACAACGCUGCCAACUUUCUCCCCAUCAUUGAGAAGGUUGGUUUCGUUAAUGCGCACCAUACAAUGGUCAAGAUGCCGCUGGGUCCCUGGGCGGUGGACAAGAAGCAGAAGGAGAUUGGCGCGUAUAUAUUACUGAGUACGGAAACUGGUUUCGAGGCGUUUGGAAUCAAGUUGUUUACCCAGGUGUUGGGGAUGGGCGUCGACGAGGCGGGGGCACUCAUCACCGCGGCGCAGAAGCAGGCGACCAAUAAGAGGGUUCAUGUGUAUGGGAAACAUCAUCUUUAUUAUGCGCAGAAGCCGUUGGAUGCGCAGAGUUAG